This is a messenger RNA of Maylandia zebra (zebra mbuna), 3395 nucleotides long. RefSeq names its product leucine-rich repeat, immunoglobulin-like and transmembrane domains 2 (gene lrit2). NCBI's taxonomy places the organism in Eukaryota, Metazoa, Chordata, Actinopteri, Cichliformes, Cichlidae. The record is from RefSeq and is a predicted model, not a curated record. Gene Ontology annotation, molecular function: protein binding.
CUCGGCAUGUCUGGAGCACGAAUGUAGCCCUCAAAUUCAGGAUCUUUUUUUUUUUUGUGGACUAUGGACAUAAUUUGUUACCUGCUUGUUAUAGCUUUAAUAAACAUUCAGGCUUGUGAAACUUUUUCUCAGUGUUUACGCGGGUGCAGCUGUGUAGAAGACAGACAUGGAAGGUCAUUAAUAUGUAUGGAGGAGAGAGCAUUUGGGGCUAUACCACAAGACCUUCCACAUGAGUUGACAAAAAUACGAAUUGAAAAGUCUCAGUUUACUGAAAUACCCAGAGGGGCUUUCUCAAAAACGUUGACAUUGGAGAACUUGUGGUUGAACUUUAAUGAAAUCACACUGAUAAACUCAAAGGGUCUGGAGGGUUUGAGGAACUUAACCGAGCUCCGUUUGCAAGGCAAUAAGCUACGUUCAGUACCAUGGACAGCAUUCGAGGACACGCCGGCUCUCAAGAUCCUGGAUCUGAAGCACAACCAGCUGGACGUCCUAUCGGAGCAUGCGUUAAGGUUUUUGCCAGGUCUGACUUACUUAGACUUAUCCUUCAAUCGUCUUACGGUGAUAUCGAAGGAGGUCUUCCAAAACUGGCCUCUCUACCAAAAAUUACAGAACAUGGAGGAGCGGGAGGCGACAACAUCUGGGCCAAACGUCGUCCUGGCACUCCACGACAAUGCCUGGCUCUGCGAUUGUCGCCUAAAGGGCUUCGUGGAGUUCAUAAGGUCUCUGAGCCCUCCGAUUAUAUUGAUGAACUCCUACUUGACUUGCUCAGGGCCGGACUUUAGGGCGGGCAAGUUCUUCCAUGAGAUAGAGCUACAGGCAUGCAUGAAGCCCGAAGUCAGCACCCAAUCAGCCAACAUCAGUCUGCCACAGGGCGCCAACAUCACCCUGCAAUGUAUCGCCAAAGCAAGGCCUGACCCUUCAGUGUGGUGGACAUAUGGUCUGAAGAUAAUCAGAGGAUUUCAUGAAUCUCAAGAAAGAGUGGAUGAUGACACCAUCAGAUCCCUCCUGGUGAUCCCCUCUGUCCAUGCAGCUGAUCAUGGUGUCUACACUUGCAUCGCUGUCAACUUCAUUGGAAACUCCUCCGUCAGCAUCUUUCUAGAGGUGCGCUCUGCAGGAAGCUCCCAGUCUUCACUCCUCCCAGCUGUACCGCGGGCUGGUGAUGAAAAUGUCUACAUCGACAUCCGCAUCGCCAAGCAAACAAUACGGGGUAUCUCCAUUGAGUGGUUCGCUGCCCUAGAACGUCCCACUGAAACCUGGUUCACGAUCCACUUUGGUCGUGCAGAUGCUGAUAAAAAAGAAAUAAUCUACAUUGGACCUGGGAUUAAUUCUUACUCCAUCUCGGACCUGAUGCCUGCAACUAAAUAUGAAAUUUGUGUAACCCUCAAGAAUCACGCACCACGCCCAGAACAGUGCAUCAUCUUUGUAACAGGAAGUGACAUCACUGAGAUGGAACAGAGGGAGAAGCUGAUACAUAUAGUAGUGAUAGUUUUAGCCAUGGUGCUGGCAGUGCCUGUAGGCAUGUAUGCAUGCACCACUGACACCAGGUUGGCCUGUUUGGAUGGUAUAAUGGAGAGCUGGAAGAACCGAAGGAGAGACAGAGGCUCAGCAGGAGGCAUGGAAAGGGAGAGGCAGGGUACCUUCGACAGUCUGCAGGCCGCCAGUGAUGAGGGCCUGGUUAAUAAAGGUUCCAGUGAAGACAGGAAGGUGAGGAGGAGGUCAGAGGACAGACUGAAUAAGGCCAAAGCUGACCACAGCAGACUCACAGCUGAACUAUAUUAAAAAACCCUCAGUUAAAACAACAACAGAAAACAUGGCAGUGACAUUGUUAUAGAACAAUGUCUUACUUUCUAUUUUUGGAAUAAAUAAUAGAAAUACUAGCUCUACUAUACUGUGAAAAAGUCUUGAGCCACCCGUUAUUUCUCGAUAUUUGGCUUGUUUUUUGAAUGUUUUUUUUUGUGUGUUAAGCCACCUAACACUGACCUGAAUCAGACAUACAUAAUAAAGACACUUGUGCCUACACAUAACAAACAACUUAGUAACAAACCUAUUUUAAAUUCUAUCUUUAGGCACUUUGUUUCGAACAGCCUGUUGCAAAAACAGAUCAUUUCCCCCCAUUUCUUUAGUCUAUGAAAAAAGCCAAAGCUAACACAGUUGGAUAGACAUAAAAAAUAUGUUUGCUUCAACAAGGUGAGUUUCAAAGUGCUAUUAGUUGAAAACGUCUAGGCAUGCUGUGCAGUAUAUGCUUUAAAAGAAAAGAAAAGACCUGACACAUGCCCUGAGUGAGGCAUUGGGCCCUUCAGUCGAUCAGUCGAUGGAUCAGCAGAUCUAGAGCCCAGACCUCAAAUUUUUGAAGAGAACAGAGAACAGAACAAAAGGCAGCCAACAUCCAAAGAAGACUGCUAAAUUAAAUUACAAGAAAGCUUGUCUCAUAGAGUUAAAGAUGCGUUGAAAAGUAUAGGUUUUUAUUGACUUUAAAGCUUGUUAGAACUCUACAAACUCUGUUUUUGUCUUAUAUACUAUAAUUCUAAAAAUUUGGGCACGUUUUAAAAGAAUUGUUGCACUUUUUUCCCUUUAUCCUAGCAAAACAUGCAGAAAUGAGGAGUGGCUCAAGAUCCAGUGCUGUUAGGCUUAUAUUACUACAAUAUUCAGGGGAAUGAUCAUAUUUUCUGCCUUGCUUUAAAUCUCAUCUCUUCCUCUGUUCUAGGCCGAGGAGGUUGUUGCAAAGAUGUGAACGAUGGCCGUUAUGUCAAGGAUUUGCACCAGGGUAGAGGCUGUGCUGAAGUUGAUUUUUUUCAGACUGAAGUAUAAUGCAUCUCUCUUGUUAUCACAAUGCAGCAUUUUUAACUAUCAGUAAUAAUUCAUUUUAUAAAUAUUUGAAACAGAAAAGAAAAAGCCUUUGCCAUUGAUUUCAAUCAGAACGAUAUCAAAUGACUUUCUAAAGAAGACUUUUUUCCAGCUUCUCCAAUGAUGGAUAUUAGCUUCUUUAUCAACUAUUAUGUGUUAGCACUUAAGCAUUAUUCUAUGGAUUUACAUGCGUGUUAAUUUUACCUCAUUUUCUUCUUGUCAUGUCAAAAGUGUAAGUUAGGAUGGAUUUUUAAUUAGAAAAACAGAUGGUUAUUAUAUGAAAAAACCUCACACCUUGUAAAUAGAAAAUGUUCUAGUUACAUUUUUUGUGUGGUAGUGCAUAUAUACCUCAACAUGUUUCAUGUGUGCAGACUAAAGUGGUUGUUUUACUACAUUUUCUAUAAAUUCUACAAAGGUUUUACAUAAAGCAAGCACAUAUGCAGAAUUAGUGUCAGUUACUAUAGAUUCUUACAAAUACCCAGCAGAAAAUAUAUUUUGCUUUAAAACAUACUCGCCAAUGUCCGUUCUCUGGCAAACAAAAUGGAUGAGAU